GGCGGAGGGGCGGGCUCGGCGGCGGCGGCGGCGGCCCUUCCGCGGGCCUGCGGCUCCGGCGUCCCCGCAGAGCGCCCGGCAAUAAAGAAUGCUGACAGAAGAACCAUUUUCCUAAUUUUCAAAUUGUUGAACCAGUUGCCAUGAUGGAAUCUCUAGAUGAUCAGCAGGCUUUGAACUCAAUCAUGCAAGAUCUGGCUGUCCUUCACAAGGCAAGUCGGCCAGCACUAUCCUUACAGGAAACCAGAAAGGCAAAAUCUUCAUCACCAAAAAAACAGAAUGAUGUCCGGGUCAAAUUUGAACACAGAGGAGAAAAAAGAAUCCUUCAGUUCCCCAGACCAGUUAAACUGGAAGAUCUGAGGUCUAAAGCUAAAAUUGCCUUUGGACAGUCUAUGGAUCUACAUUAUACCAAUAACGAGUUGGUAAUUCCACUAACUACCCAAGAUGACUUGGAUAAAGCUGUGGAACUGUUGGAUCGUAGUAUUCAUAUGAAGAGCCUCAAAAUAUUGCUUGUAAUAAAUGGUAAUGCACAGGCUACUACUGUAGAACCAUUAACAUCACUAGAAGAUUUGGAUAACACAGUAUUUGGAGCAGAAAGGAAAAAACGACUGUCUGUGAUAGGUUCCACUAGUAGAGACAGAAGCUCCCCUCCCCCAGGAUACAUUCCAGAUGAAUUACACCAGGUUGCCCGGAACGGGUCAUUCACUAGCAUCAACAGUGAAGGAGAGUUCAUUCCAGAGAGCAUGGACCAAAUGCUGGAUCCAUUAUCUUUAAGCAGUCCUGAAAAUUCUGGCUCAGGAAGUUGUCCAUCACUUGAUAGUCCUUUGGAUGGAGAGAGCUAUCCAAAGUCACGAAUGCCUAGGGCACAGAGCUAUCCAGAUAAUCAUCAGGAAUUUUCAGAUUAUGAUAACCCUAUCUUUGAGAAAUUUGGAAAAGGAGGAACAUAUCCAAGAAGGUAUCAUAUUUCAUAUCACCACCAAGAGUAUAAUGAUGGUCGUAAAACUUUUCCAAGAGCCAGAAGGACCCAGGGGACCAGCUUUCGGUCUCCUGUGAGUUUCAGUCCUACUGAUCACUCCUUAAGUACCAGUAGUGGAAGCAGUAUCUUUACCCCGGAGUAUGAUGAUAGUCGAAUAAGAAGAAGGGGAAGUGAUAUAGAGAAUCCUACCUUGACUGUGAUGGACAUCAGCCCACCCAGCCGUUCACCUCGAGCUCCAACUAACUGGAGAUUGGGCAAACUGCUUGGCCAAGGAGCCUUUGGCAGGGUCUACCUCUGUUAUGAUGUUGAUACCGGAAGAGAAUUGGCUGUUAAGCAAGUUCAAUUUGACCCCGAGAGCCCUGAGACCAGCAAGGAAGUAAAUGCACUUGAAUGUGAAAUUCAGCUGUUGAAAAACCUGCUGCAUGAGCGAAUUGUUCAGUAUUAUGGCUGUUUGAGGGAUCCCCAGGAAAAAACACUUUCCAUAUUUAUGGAAUAUAUGCCAGGGGGUUCAAUUAAGGACCAAUUGAAAGCGUAUGGAGCUCUUACUGAGAAUGUGACAAGGAAAUAUACCCGUCAAAUUUUAGAGGGUGUCCACUAUUUGCACAGUAAUAUGAUUGUCCAUAGAGACAUCAAAGGUGCAAAUAUCCUGCGAGAUUCAACAGGCAAUGUCAAACUGGGAGAUUUUGGGGCCAGCAAACGGCUUCAAACCAUCUGUCUGUCGGGGACAGGAAUGAAGUCUGUCACAGGCACACCAUACUGGAUGAGCCCUGAAGUAAUCAGUGGAGAAGGCUAUGGUAGAAAAGCAGAUAUCUGGAGUGUAGCAUGUACUGUGGUAGAGAUGUUAACUGAAAAGCCACCGUGGGCUGAAUUUGAAGCGAUGGCCGCCAUCUUUAAAAUCGCCACUCAGCCAACAAACCCAAAGCUGCCACCUCAUGUCUCAGACUAUACUCGAGAUUUCCUCAAACGGAUUUUUGUAGAGGUCAAACUGAGACCUUCAGCUGAUGAACUUUUAAGGCACAUGUUUGUGCAUUAUCACUAGCAGCCAGUAACCUUUCCUGUGCCUCUACCCGGCUCCCAUCUGUGCAUUCACCUUCUCUCUGACUGCACUUUUCUGUUUUAUAAAAAAAAGAGAGAUGGGGAGAAAAAAGACAAGAGGGAAAGUAUUUCUCUUGAUUAUUGGUUAAAUUUGUUUAAUAAUUAUAGUAACCUAAAUUUUUUAUAUUUAAUCUUUUUUUCCUUACAAGAACUUGAAACUUUUUUUUUAAGUUUGUAUAAUGUACUGAUGUGGUUCAGAGAGAUAAAGCACUUUAGUACAUAGUCACUCUUUUUAGUAUACACAAAUCAUUUGGAAUACAUAAAGAUUGUAGAGUCUUUCCCUGUUAUCACUGACGUCUUAGUGGUGUUGGAGAGAUAUGGGAAACAGAGAAGAAAAUAAUGUGUCAUUUGUAGUUUUUAGUCCUAGUAUUUAAUAUAGAUCCUCAAUUGUAGGGUUGAACCCUAAACUUGACUUUAGGGUAGGUACUCAACUUAAAGAAUAUAGGUUUCUUCUUACAUCUGUAUUCUUUAGAUCCUAACCUCUGUCUACCAAGCUUUUUGCUCAGUAGGAAUUGUGAUAGAAGAAUCUGUAAGAGGUAUGUUUAUUUGUUAGUCCUAACCAGUAUAAUAAGCAAAUACACUAUAGUAGAUCUAUGGUACUGGAAUCCAUAAACCUUGAGGGAUAACUUUCUGCUUAUGAGAAAAAGAUAUUUUAUUUUAAAGAAAUAUGGGAAUUCAGUGAGCAACAAACUCAAGUAAAUGACAAAAGGAGAGUGCUCUCGUUAAAUGUAUGAGCAAUAGAUGAGACCAUAUUUGUCAUUCAACAGAAAUAAUGAGGAAGAAAAAAAAGGACUGAAUAUUGGUUAGUAUAUUUUAAACUGUAUUCUUUACUUGAGGGGGAAAGUCCCAAAAUUAAGGAGAUAGAGAACUAUUCACAAUCAUGUGUACCAUCUUUCUGUUUCUAGCUCCUGAUUCCCCAUAGAUAGCAUUAUUUAGGAACUAUAAGUUCAAUUCAGAGUACCCGUAUGUGAAAGCUAGUGUCCUGAGCCAAAACCUCUGUUCUUGGGGUCACAGAGGAAUAAAGCCCCUCAAAAAAAAAAAAAAAAAAAAAAAGAAAGAAAGAAAAAAGACAAACAGAUAUCAUUGGAAACAGUGCGGUUGUUAUUAGUGGAGUGGGGAUAAUUUACUUGGCCUCUUGCAAUGCCUGGAGACUGGGAGGAUACUCCUGGUAUCCAGAGGGUAGAGGCCAGGGAUGCUGCUCACCUGUCAUACACCAAGACAGUGCCCCUGAACCCCAAAGUAUUGUCCUGCCCAAAACUGCCAAGGUUAGGAACCCUGAUGUAAAGACGAGUCCCAGGUAUGAACUGAAAACUGCCACUUACAGAGCAGUAAAUGCAAAACAGAUUUUAAGGAGAAGGUGACACAAUGUGAAAUGAGGAUUUUCUGUGAACUGAUACCCCUACUUUUAGAUCAAGGGUGAAUGAUCUCAACAGAAAGCAAAUCCCAGUCACUUCCUUACCAGCUGUACAUAGCAUCCAGAGCAGCAAGGCUUCCAUUUUAGAAACAAAAUGAAUUUGAGCACUGAGCCAUUUGAACUCAGCCAUUUGUGGAUCUAAUCUCUGUAGAAGUCAGUAAAUAAUUGGAGCAAAUGAAAGCCUAUCAAAAUUAAUGUUAGCUACUAUCAGGACAGUUUAAAAACUGCCAGGUAUUUCUAAUGUAAUGUAUCUUCUAAGAGCAAGAACAUUUAGUGGAAUGAGACGGCUGGGAAAGGUCGUGCUGUCUAAUGAGUUUGUGCUAACUGAAAAAUAUGAUCAGUAAUUUGGCUACUUGCAGUUUUUUCCAGCAAAUUAAAGCAAAUGCUGUUAAGUAUUUUAUUUUUAGAGGUCUGGAAAAUAAUAGUCUUCCUGGGGGCAUUAAAUGUGUGGUUCCUUUCAUGGGAUUCAUAAGGGACUAAGGUAUUCUUAUUCUCUGCCAAAAGGUAUGCUACUAGGGAAUCUUGAAGGUAGAUCUUGUUUUCCUGUAUCACGAUCCUAUCUGGCAUUCCCUGGAGGAAUAUUUGAAAUCCUGCUAUUGAUCUGAGAAGUCAAAGCACAAAUUAGAUGUUAAUGCUUUUCCCAUAAUCUUAAAAUCAAAGGAAGCAGCUUACAAGGAAGAACAAGAAUUAGGUGCCUCCUGCCUUGGUCAAUCAACUGCUAAACCUGUGCUAGAAACAGAAUCUCGCAGUUUGUGGACCUUUUGUGAUUUCUUUCUGUUCCUGAGGAAGGGCAUCGUUUCUACUUGAGCAAGAUCAUGGUGUCUGGACCAGUGGGCUUUUCCUUCAUUUCUUUGUCUUGUGUGGUUGUGAUUUCCCUUUGGCUCAUUUUUGGUCUGUCAGGGUAACCAGCAGUGCAGAAUAGCAGACAAAUGCUCCUUAGAGUGAAUCUGGGGAGGCUGUGGAACCCAAAGCAAAGUUGUUUGCUUUUUCAGUCUCCUUUUUCUUUUCUAAGUGCUAUUGAAGAGAAAAGGCACCUGAGGAGAAACUACUACUUUAACACUGCUGCAGAAAACUGUUGCUUUAUAAGAAAAAUAUUAGCUAUGGGAAAGUAAUGUUCUUUAUGUAAAGACUUAAAAAUAGACUGAUAGUUUACAGAGUUAUUAUAUAAAGUAUGAAUUUAUUUCAAACAAGUUGUGAAGGUACCAAAAACCACAAUAAAAGUUAAUAUAUAUAUAAAAAUGAGUUACUCAGAACAAAAAAGCCUGAAGGUGGGAGGAAGGCAUGGAAGACCAAAAGUAAAUAAACUUUUGAUAGGAAACACCUUUAUCAGGGGAAAUUAAAUAUAACACUCCAGUUUUUUCUUUUUAAUAAUGGUGUGGAUAACAGAUGAAAUUUGAACUUUUUAAGAUGACUCUAAAUGUAUUUUGUUUUUUAAGUGCACAGCUGAUUUCUUCUAUACUGUAAUGUUUCUUUGCUGAGGCUGGAAAAUGGCCAGACUGCUGACUUUGUGCCUUUAAAAUGCAUUCUGCUUUGACAGUGGCAGACUUUUUGGUGCUGGAGAAGAUUUACUAGCAGUCUUACAUAAGCUUUUCAGGAAAUAUCUUUCUACUUAGGCCUUGAGAGACUCCAAGUGGCAUGACUUAGGCUUGGACCAAACAUAAGACCUUUUACAUUGCAAAUAAAAUAUAUUGAAUAAAAGAGUUGAAAAUUAUCCUAAUGAGUAGUGGAAAUUUUGAUGGGUUGGCACUUCUUUAAAAGGUAUUAAAAAGCAUACAGACUGAUUUCAGUUUGAACACCUUGAAAAUUGUCAGCACUUUUCUUAAUUUACAAAACAGGUUUCUAUCUUAAAAUGACUUUUCCCUUCAAAAAAAUUUAAAAGGCACAGUCACCCUUACAUACUGUAUAUAAAGAUUAAAAUAUUAAUACAUACACUGAGCUAUAAAAGAGAAAUUAAAGCUUUGAUUGAAUUGAAUUGACUUAAAUUGAAUUGACUUUCACUUGAGAGAGUCUUUACCUUAUUCCCAAUAGCAAUUACAUUAAAAAAAAAAAAAAAAAAAAAAGAGGCAAAGCUAUUUCUUUAGAGUAGCUUCCUGCUCUUCCAGCUCUUACAUAGCUCUGGUCUGUGCUGUAGUAUUUCUGAGAUAGAGUUGUAAGAUAUGUAAAGUCACUGAGAGAGUCAAAUCUGGAUAGUUUGGUAGGAUGACCAAGCCAGAAACUGACUCUUUGGCUGGCCUAUGGCUGAGUUCUGUGCCGGUGAUUUCAUCUGAAGUCUAGGAACCAGUCAGUAACUUCAUAUGAAAUCAUCUGAUGUCAGUUGAGUAUACAAAUCUGUCUGUUCUUUAAAAAUAGGGAGAAUUUUUUAAUUUAAUUAUUCAGUAGUUGUGACUAUGUCAGGUACUAAAUUGACAUCCUUCAAGGAGGUUCGGUCUAGGAGGAACAUGGAUGGAGAUGGUUACUUGUUUUAUGGUAUACUCUAACACUGACUAUUCAGCAAGGGUUUCAAGUGUUACCAUUAUUUGGAAAUAAGGAGAAAACAAUUUUAUGUUAACGAUGGGCUGUUGUACAAUGAAAUGUCAUUAACGACAGGGGUUAGAGUAAAAGUAUCCUCCAGCUGGAGGGACCCACCCACCCCAGAUUAGGUAGUCUGUCUCAGGACCUCUACUCACAGCCUCCACCCAAACAGUUCCAGUAAUGGGGUAGUCCAUAACACAGGGGCGGGAGAGAUGGUGGUGGUUAUUUUUCCUAGCUGUCUCUUUAAAAAAAAAAAAAAAAAGUCUUUAGGUCUAAAUUGUGAAAACACCCAAAACAUUUGAUGAGAACUGAACUCUGUCAGUGUUAUUUGUGCUAAGAUCAGGAUAAUUUCUUGAGACCAUGUUAUUUUUAUCAUUAAGUUUGAUCUUUGUUACAAAUGUAAUGUUCAUAUUUAUUUGAACUUUAAGAUUGGUCGAAUGUCAAUGAAAGCAAUUUAAUUACUUAUUUUUAGUAGUGCCUUUCUCUCUGUAUGCCUUAAUUUUAUUUUAUAUUAAUAAUUCAAGUUACCCACCAAAAUGAAGAUUUUUUCCAAAAUCAGCAGACUUCGAGAGUUCCUUUGGCCUUAGACUGUGUAUUAGCCCUUACACAUUUCUUAAUGGCCUGCUCCUCCUCUUCCUCCUUCUACCUCCUUUUUUGUUGUUGUUCUGUUUAGGAGAGAAAUAUUAGCAUUUUUCUGUGAUUGGCACUGCAUUCUCCACUAGACAUGAAUUCCUAAGCAUAGAAAGAGGUAUUGUCAUUCUUCAAGAGACAUAGUAAAUUGUUUUCUUGGUUGAUUACUUGAGUUUCAGUGACAUUAGCACCUCCAUGUUCUUUGUAUAUCAUGAUUCAGUUACCAUGUUCACGCAAACUAGAGUGGUUGUUUUUGCCCUAAAGAGAUCAUUUACGUAGUUUACAGCUGUUGAAGCAGUGAGAAUUGGGCAGUCAGCAAGAAGUCCAGCGAUAACAAAUUCUAAUCCUUGCUUUAUAAAUAACAUUUUGACUGAUACUCUAGCUCACCUUUUCUCUGAAGAGUGUGUGUGUGUGUGUUUGAAGUUGGGGCAGUGGUGGGAAGAAAGGAAAGUUGAGAGUUUUCAGUUAGCUCAAUCUCUGUUCUUCGAAGAACAACUCAAAAAUGUGUGCCCUCCUGAUAAUGGAUGAAUGUUCUCAUCCUCAAGUGGGAACAUCAGUACAUUUUCCACCACUAGCUAGUACAAAUGAUUGUUUAAUAAAGGUAUUUAGUGUAGAUUGCCAAGCUCUUGGUUGCUAAAAGUAGAUUAAAAUUUUGUGUGAGUGUGUGUGUGUGUGUGUUUCUAUUACUUAAAUAUAAAGUAAUUGAUCUUACAUAGUUCUUUAUGAAGUUUUUGGAAUAGAAAUUCUGCAAGAUAUUAUCAAAACCAGAUUCCUUGGCUUACUAGUUUUUCAAAAGGAUAUUGUCUUAUACCUCUUUUUGGUUGGCUGGGGAAGGUGUGCUGUGAAGUCACCAUUCCUGCUUCACAGUCGUCUUUAGCUUUGCUUUGACUCCUGCCAUGAUCUGCACAGGAUGCCCUACCAGACGUGGGAAGUAUCAGGGCCACCCAUCUCUCUCUAUUCACCUGUCAGCUGUAGAUGGUAACGAGCUCUCAAGUAGAGUGAUCAUGGUUGAGCUUCAGAAAAGUGAGAGAGUAGUCAUAGCUGUAGUAACAAAGAGAAUAAAUUUUAUCUGUUCAUAUCAUUCUUAUGUGUUUGUAUUUUUCAUAAUUGCAUUUUAAUUGAUAGUCAUACAGCAUUUUUAUUACAGGCAGCAAAGGCAUUCAAUCAGCAAAUACUAUUCCUUCUGCCUGAUGACUUCUUGUUUGUAUAACAGUCUGUAUUAUCAGAAUCACUUUAAACCAAAGCUUUUAUAUUUCCUGCACACAUAGCCAAAAUGAUUAGCACUGUUACAUCUGCCCAUUUCUAAGCUAACAUAAAAAUGGUAAGGCAGGUACUAAUAGAAUUUUAUCUCAGUCUAUCCUUCAAGAAAAGGACAGGUGCUCAGUGUUUGCAUUUAGACAUGCAGAAUGCUUCUAUUAAGGAACUAUAUAGACAUUACGAAUUUAAGCUGUACACGUGCCAAUCUAUUAACGUCACCUGAUCGUAGAUGCAUAUAGAUAUACCUUGAUGUCUGAUGCCUCAGGUUGGUGGCGUACUUUCUUCUAGUGUCUUAACAUUUAUGAACUUGUGCUUGACUUGAGGGGCAUUUCAGCAAAGCUGUGAAGAAAAGUAGGUUAUAGACCAACAAUCUGCCUUGUGCCAUAGAUCUUUUGGAACAUAAGAAAGUGUCUGCUCUCCAUUAUACUGCAGAAUUUGUCCUCAAAUAAGGAUUUCUGAAUCCCUUAAUGCCAGUUGAGAACAGUCAAGUUCAUGAUUAUCCUGAAAGCACUUUUGUGUUCCUUUAUUUAUAUGUUUUGGGGGAUUUAUUUUUAAAAGCAUAUGUAACUAGUGAUGAUCUUAGCAUUACUAGAAGGGAAGAGAUAAAUAACAAAGGUACAUCUUUAAACUCUAUUAAAUUCUUAGAUUCCAAAAUAGAUUUGACAUAUUCUCAUUUUUCCAAAGACUUUUCUUCCACCUAAAAUAAGAAGACAGAACUAAUAGAAACAUUUGAGCUGGAAAGGCUUAUGGGCAAAAGAAAGUCAGCUAAACCCUUGCAAUAUACCCUUUUUAAUUAAAAGUGCAGUAUCUAAGAACAAGAAUGCUUCUUUAAAAAUAAUUGUUUUAAUACAAUUGUAAUUAGUAAGUAAAAGGUUUACACUUUUUCUAUUGCUGUUGGUUUUAAAGUUUGCUACCCUGCAAAGUUAAUACCAAAAAUACUUUUAAUGUCUGACAUCUCUUACAUUUCACGUGGUUCUUUUUAUUCAUUGUAAAUAAAAGCAAACUUGGAUAAAUUUGAAGAUAAACUUUUAAUUAUUACAACCAUGAUUAUCGAUUUGUAAAUUUACCCUUUGACUUAAUGUACAUUUUUUAAUGUAACCAUUAAAUUCUCUAUAUUUAAUCUAUUAAUUUCUCUGUAAAAGUUUUUAAUCUCAGUUGAAUGCUGGGCAGUUUAUAAUUAUGUACAAAGGUUUUUUUUUUCAUAUUAAGGUUGACUUUUUGCACAUUUUUGGAAAUGUUUAAUUUGUACACUGAUUUCCUAUUCUGACCAAUAAUUGUUGAUGAGUGUAUGAGCAUCAUGAAUGCGUGCAUUGAACUACUGUCUGUGUCUCUGUGUUUUAACUUCUUUCAAGAUGUAGCCAUCAGUUACUGCACUGCUAUUACUGACUUACAUGAACAUUCUUGCUUCUACAAAGUAUACUUAUCUAUGGUUCUGUAUUUGUUGAAGAACUCAGGAGUUCAACAUUACUUUCUAAUUUUAUAAUGUAUUCUGAAAUCCAUUACUAAGUUGAAAGUAUGCUUUGUGAUUCUGUGUAUCAGGGGCUGUGUGUUUGUGUGGAGAUGUCUUUUUCUGUGUCUAGGCACAUGUAUAUAUCCCAGUAAGUUCUUACUUUAAUUUCAUUUCUACAUUUUUAUGAACUUGUUUUAUAAGGGUACUAUUUAGUUAGGAUAAUUAAAUAUAUAUAAAAGCUUUCUGAGAGAUUAUUUACUAUAUGAAUAUAUUUUCAGCUGGCUGAUCAAAAUAUUUUUUUAGUUUUGUUUUUAACCAUUCAAAAUGUAUUUGUAUUUCCAGAAUUGGACACACAUUGUACUUAAGAGCCCAAUCAAAAUAUGCUUGCAAAGAGAAGCAGUGAAUUCUCUUGAGAAUUCUGGGAAAUGCAAGUUAAGAGAAAAAAAUAGAUUUUGAGUAGUAUCAAAAACAAUGUCCUCUAAAAUGGCCUUUGAAUUCUCAGUGCUGUUAAAAAUGCAAGAAACUAAAUUGUCUUCAAGACUUGUCAAGAUUUUUAUAUCUCCAGUUGCCAUUGGCCUGUCCUGUUGGUUUGUUAAUAUUUCCUUUAUUCUGCCCCCGAAGGAUUUCAGCUUUGUUUUUUCCCCUACUGGGCAAGGUCAGACUGGGUUUACAAAACAAUAUACAUUGACAGAUUGUGAAUCUCUGUAAUUGACUAUAAAUUGGCUUAGAAAUGUCCAAAUAUAUAUUGUUGUGUCUUUAUACUGUACUGUGCGUUUUAAGUAACUGCCAGAAAAAUAAUUGGAAAUAGAAAUUUCCAAUUGACAUUGUUAUUGUAUUAAAAAAAAAAAAAAACAACAACACAAACCUUGCUUUCAAUAUGCGGUGCCACAUAAAGUUACUUGUGUUAGGAAUAAAGUCCACUGUUGAAGUUGAGUGUCACUAAGCUUGUUAUGUUAAAAGGAACCGGUGUGAUUAGAACCUACCAGAAGCCAGAUAUAGUGUGGUAUGUGCCACAUUUCAUGCACAUUUUGACUUUGUGUUGUUUAUUCAAAAUUGUGCUUGUAAAAAUGUAUAAAAUUUCUGAGUUUUAUAAUUUCUGUGUACUUGUUUUUUUUUCUUGCUGGUAAAUAGCCUUUAAAAAAAUCUAAUAUAAAAGAAACCAUGUUUAUAUUUUGUUUAGUGAUCAAUGACUUUGUUUAUAUGGAAAUUUGUAUAUUGUUGGCAUACAUCUUUGUUUAGAUUUUUUGUGCAUGAAGGCCUGCAAUAAUUAGCACAAUGAAAAUUGCUUUUUAUUACAUGUUAGUUCAUUUUUCUUUUUUUUGAAAGAUUGUGGUGCAAAGGCUUACUCUGAGUAACCUUCUGGACUAUGGAAUGAACAUAAAUGAUUGGCACUUUGAGUGUUAAUAAAACUGAUAUUUAUUUCCACUGUGA
Molecule: messenger RNA, 10761 nt
Organism: Oryctolagus cuniculus (rabbit)
Lineage: Eukaryota; Metazoa; Chordata; Mammalia; Lagomorpha; Leporidae
Gene: MAP3K2
Product: mitogen-activated protein kinase kinase kinase 2
Biological process (GO): protein phosphorylation
Molecular function (GO): ATP binding; protein binding; protein kinase activity
Source: RefSeq, a predicted model, not a curated record